This is a messenger RNA of Entrophospora sp. SA101, 993 nucleotides long. NCBI's taxonomy places the organism in Eukaryota, Fungi, Glomeromycota, Glomeromycetes, Entrophosporales, Entrophosporaceae. The record is from the annotation of a GenBank genome assembly.
AUGUCACCUUAUAGCAGAUCAGAUGCACAACCCCCUCGAGACAUCACAGAUUUAUGCAAAGUAACUUCAGCACAUGUAAAUCAAGUCCAUUUUGGAUUUGCAGCUACUUCAAAGAAAUACUUGAUAAUUGUAUUGUUGAUUAAAACUAUCUUAGUUGAAGAAAUUGUUGAUAAGAUUAAGAAUGGAAAAUACAUUGAAAAAGAAGCUGUUUUAGAAAAAAUUAAAAAACAAAUUCAAGAUUCCGAUGUAGUUGCAACCUCAAGUAUUAUAUCAUUAAAAGAUCCGUUGGGACAAUGUAGAAUAAGCAUACCUCCAAAAACUACUGAAGAUCAAGAAACAAUUGUAAUUGAUUCAAAUGGCAAUUGGUCAGAAUGUAAAAAAGCCUAUAAACUUCACGAUAUUGAUGAAUCUGAUGAUACAUUUAAUAAACAUUCUCCAAAUAAAAAAAGAAAGAUAGAAAAUAAUAUUUUCAUUGUAGAUUCAAGUGAUGGUGAAGGCGAGGAAAACAAUUGUGAGAGCAAUGUUAAAGAUAUUCAAACAACGGCUACUGAAAUUGAAAAGGCUGCUGAUGCUAAAGCCAUUAAUAUUAAUCAAACCAUAUCAGAAACAAUUGAUGAAUCUCAAGAUAUAGCCCAUUUAAAUAAUGUAGUUGAAAAAUACCAAUUCACAAUAGACAAAAUAACAAGAGAAUUGGAUCAACUACAGCUAGAAAUGUACAAUGACAGUACAUUAUAUAACAAUAAUAUAGAGGAUCUGCAGAUAUCAGAGGAAGAGGAUGACAAUGAAGGAAAAAUAAACCAAGAAGAUAGUAUUGAUGAUGUUGUUGUUUUGGAGAAUAUAGUAGAAAAAGAUGAAGAGGAAAGACAAGAAAUUGUAAGUACCACCAGUAUCAUUAUGUCUACAAAGGAUGAUAAUGAUAGCAAUGAUGGUGAUGAUCUAAUGGACCUGACAAAUAAUUUAAAUGAAUCAACAAAUACCAGAUGUAAGUGCUGA